Rhipicephalus sanguineus (brown dog tick) is the source of this 2205-nucleotide messenger RNA. Its product is annotated as protein FAM43A. The transcript has a single exon. NCBI's taxonomy places the organism in Eukaryota, Metazoa, Arthropoda, Arachnida, Ixodida, Ixodidae. The coding region runs from base 625 to 1530 and encodes 301 amino acids. The record is from RefSeq and is a predicted model, not a curated record.
AAGCAGAACUCGCACCGGCUGCACCUUUUGCGUUGGGCCUCUAGCGAAGUGGAACGAAGUGCGGCUCGGCGUCGCUCUCGCACGCUCGUUUGUUUGUGCCAGUUCGCUCGGAGAGUGCGCGCCACAAAGCCGGUUUCCUCAGUUGCCUCGCCUCCCAAGCAGCGGCAGGGACGCCUGCCUCGGAUUUCGCACCGUCUGGGUCGUCGCUCUGCCGGACUGUUUCGCCGAGCAAGGGGACUAUCUCCCAAAGGAUUUGCGUCGACGACUCGUGUUCGGGCUGCUCCUUCCUCCUGAAGUGCGUCGGCGGCAACCCACGAAUACGCGAGGAGGGCCGCAGGUGGUCUCCUCGGUGGCGCACGCGGGGCAGUUUUGCUGCCGUCGACUGUGUGGGGCGCGUCGGGGGGAACGCUCUCGGGGGAGACAAGUGGCUAUUUCUGCGGCGCGUCAAGCCGUGCGCGCUUCCUAGUGAAGGCGUAUCUCUUCGUCCAAAGACAGCGGCGUGCGCCGCAACGCCAUGCCAUAGAAGACUGACGCGGGACGCGUCUCACGUGAACCAGCGACUGUCGUCAGCCAGCACAAAGAAAGUUCGCUUUCAGAAACACCUUCACGUGGAGAGAGGCCGCCAUGUCGUCCUCGUGGCCUCCGAUGUUCAACAAGUUCUGGAACAAGAAGUCCGUCACCAUCACCGAGUAUGACCCGACGUACAAGGUGGUCUAUCUGGGCAACGUUCUCACUCCCUGGGCCAAGGGAGAAGGUUGCGUGGACAAGCCUCUGGCCACGCUGUGGAAGAACUACUGCACCAACGUCAAGCAAGACAUCCACAUGAAGCUGACCGUGUGCAACUCGGGUCUCAAGGCCGUCACCAAAGAGCACGGGCUCACGGAGUACUGGGCUAGUCGCAUCACCCACUGCACGUCGGUGUCCACGCACCCCAAGAUCUUCUGUUGGAUAUACAGGCACGAAGGGCGCAAAAUGAAGCAGGAGCUUCGCUGCCACGCCGUCCUGUGCGUCAAGGAGGAAGUGGCGCGUCAAAUGACCACGCAGCUCAACCAAAAGCUCGCCGCGGCGCUCCAAGAGUUCAAGCGCGAGAAACUGAGCCGGCAGAAAGCCAGGCUUUCGCUGGGCAGCAUCUACGAGCAGCCGGCGAUGCCCCGCAGGAAACAAAUGCUCAGCACGGGAUCCAGCAACUUCAGGGCGCCGCUCGAGAGAUCCCGGAGUGCGCCCAAGCUCACGUCCAUCGAAGAAGACGAAGAGGACGAAGACUUUGGCGACGAGGACGACCUCAUCACCACUGGCUCGGAGCAUGAAUCCACGUCGGACGUGGUGACCGACGCCGACUUGGACUCGCUGUCGGAUCACUUCAUGCUCGGUGUUGGUGUGCGCGAGACGGACUCUGUGGACUCGGACUCUGUGGAGGACAUGCCCAAUCCUCAGCUGCGGAGGCGGCCGCUGAACUCGAUCGACGAGACAGUGGACGAGGAGUCGGAUAACGUGUCGGACGAGUCGGGUUACUCGGAAGAAAAGAUUUGAGCUUGUGAUGUCGACUCGGAAAAGAGAGCGUCGAACCGCCCCUUUCCUCAGGAACUUGUACAUAGCGUUGCUGUUAUUUGUUGCUGUCAUUUGCCUGUCUCCGUAGGACGGCGUGCCUUGCGUGUGUGCGUGUGUGUAUGAAGUGUGUGUGUGGGUUGCCGUCCCAGGUCUAGAAACAAACAAAUGUCGCAACUGCAGAGAAAACCAUCCCACCUCGCGGUGCACCAAUACUUUUGUAAGUACACGCAAACCGGUACUGGCAAUGACAGUUGUCCUAUACCCCGUUGUCUUGCCGAGACCCUCUCGUUUCCUGUAUGUGCGCGAGUGCCUGAUCAAAUAGUGCCGAGCCCUCUGAGAGGUCACCAGAUUUCGUUUUAGCGAUUGACGAAUCUCGAAUCAGUAUUUCAAAGCUCUGCUAAAGAGUUGAUGUAAGUUCCUCAUAUUGUUGGCGCGCCUUUUCGGGAACGUGCGCCUCCUCAAAGACUGUCUCUCAUGGCUCGUUUCGGGAAAAGAUUAACGUGAGCGAAUGAACAAACUGUGUGUCCUUUGUGCCGUGUUUAUUUUAUUUUUGCCAGUCGGCGAGGCCGAUUUGGAAGAAGUCAUCCCAUAUGCGGGAAUUGUACAGGAAGAGAGAAGUGAUGAUAAUUAAAGGAAUGAACGUUUGUUCAUUACGUA